Molecule: messenger RNA, 967 nt
Organism: Nicrophorus vespilloides
Lineage: Eukaryota; Metazoa; Arthropoda; Insecta; Coleoptera; Silphidae
Exons: 2
Coding region: 304-702 (132 amino acids)
Source: RefSeq, a predicted model, not a curated record
UGGAUUUGGGAGAGAAGUCGGCUCAGUUCCUCGACGGGCGCGACUCCGAAAUGGUCUUCUUUCGCGGAGUGCAACAAGACAAGACACGGAUACAAAGAAGUCUUUAACAUCAUCGACAAUAAGAUCGUUUCUCAGUUGUUGUGCGCGGUUACGGUUACAGUUACGCGACUUCGAUUGUUGUUUUUUUUUUAACCAAAAGACGAAACGGAAAGCAGCCACCUACGAUCCCUUCAAUUUCUAUAUAUAACAAGUGCAGCAUCGAAAACAAAACAAAAAACAAAAACAAACAAAAACGCAUCUUAGAUGGUGAAUUGUCAGAAUAAUGAGAAUAAGAUGGCGGUGAACAACGAGAGGAAAAUCCGUGACGUGCGGGACUUGUGGAGCGGCGGAGUCUGCCAGAAGGAGGAGAACAAAGAGAAUCCGCGUCUGCAGUGCGGUGGAGACAACAACGGAGGCGUCGUGGACAGCAGAUCGAAGCACAAGUACAAGACUUUGGAAAGACAUCUGAGCAUGAAGAAGACGAUCAGGAAGAAGAUGAUGCGAGACCUGAGGGAGAUAGGCGACGCGGCGGACGUCCAGGACGCUCCCAAUCAGACGACGGUCGGUUUCCUGGAGCAGAUCAGAACGGAUCAGCAGCCGUCGCCGAACAUCGACAAACCGAGUCUCUGGAAGCGCUUGACCAAAGGCUGGGGUCAUUCCUAACAAUCGCUUGGUUCCCACAGCAACCAUCAUCAUCAACAACAACAUCACUAUGCCAACAACAAUAAUAACAACAACGACGACGUUGUUGCUAAGAUACGAAAGUCAAAUCGUUGGACGAUCGAUGGGGAUCAUCGAGGCAGUUUGCGAGCAUGAACUUUCACGGAUUUCCACUCUCUUUGCAGAUUUCUAAUGCAAUUCGACAGUUUUUUCAUUCAUCUUCCUCUCAAUUCAAACUACUUAGAAUUAUAUAGAGAAAGAUAUUAAA